CCGUGUACUACAAUAUUGUUGGAAAAUAUUGUUGAGCACCCAGUGGAUUGUAUGAUAGAAUUUCGUCGUACAAUCCCCAUUUGUUCACCAGGCCAUGGCUUCGAUCGUGUUAAAUAAUUUGUUAUCAUCAGCGCGAAUUGCCCUAAAAUCAGCACCGAAACGUUAUAUCUCGAUCGCUCCUUCUCUCAGAUACAGUCAAACUUCAACGGAAACUGCAGAAGAAUCUCGUCCCACUAUUCGGAAAAUAAACCAGGAUGCUCUUGUUCCACUCAAGGAUUUUGGCCGUUACGUUUCCGAAUGCCUGCCAAAAUACGUACAGAAAGUGCAAAUUGCAGCUGGAGAUGAACUCGAAAUUCUAGUCUCACCCGAUGGUAUUAUUCCUACCUUGUCCUUUCUCAAGGAUCACCACAAUGCUCAAUUUGCAAGCUUAGCUGAUAUCACCGCUGUCGAUGUGCCAAGUCGACCUUACAGGUUUGAGUUGAUUUACUGUUUGUUGUCACUCCGAUUCAACACUCGCGUCCGUGUCAAAUCGUACACAGAUGAGCUGACACCGAUUGAUUCUGCAACUUGUAUAUUCAAAGCUGCGAAUUGGUAUGAGCGCGAAGUCUGGGACAUGUUUGGUAUAUUCUUUUCGGACCAUCCAGAUUUGCGGAGAAUCCUGACGGAUUACGGUUUCGAGGGUCAUCCCCUACGGAAGGAUUUCCCAUUGACGGGUUACAUAGAAGUUCGAUACGACGAUGAAAUGAAACGAGUUGUUGCGGAACCAUUGGAGUUGACUCAGGAAUUUCGCAGAUUCGAGCUCUCCGCACCUUGGGAACAAUUCCCAAAUUUCAGAAACGCCCCACCUGCUGUAGAAGAAGUUGAAACUCCCAAAAAAUUGAAAUAAUUCUAGCCAUACAGAAUUUUGGAGGAUGUCUGUUCUUUAGGUAAUAACUGUGUCAGGCAUUGAGUCUUCAUGGUAAUUUAUGAACUUGUAGUAUAUAAAGUUAUCACAAUAAAUAACCUUAAGUAAUUA
Molecule: messenger RNA, 1015 nt
Organism: Venturia canescens
Lineage: Eukaryota; Metazoa; Arthropoda; Insecta; Hymenoptera; Ichneumonidae
Gene: ND-30
Product: NADH:ubiquinone oxidoreductase core subunit S3
Exons: 5
Coding region: 95-886 (263 amino acids)
Molecular function (GO): NADH dehydrogenase (ubiquinone) activity
Source: RefSeq, a predicted model, not a curated record